Ictalurus furcatus (blue catfish) is the source of this 2484-nucleotide messenger RNA. It is a transcript of the gene evlb, whose product is annotated as Enah/Vasp-like b. Gene Ontology annotation, cellular component: cytoskeleton. Bases 407 to 1579 code for a protein of 390 amino acids. The transcript is spliced from 13 exons. Gene Ontology annotation, molecular function: profilin binding; actin binding; SH3 domain binding. Lineage: Eukaryota; Metazoa; Chordata; Actinopteri; Siluriformes; Ictaluridae. Gene Ontology annotation, biological process: actin polymerization or depolymerization; positive regulation of actin filament polymerization; protein homotetramerization. The record is from RefSeq and is a predicted model, not a curated record.
CUCUCUCUCUCUCUCUCUGGUGCUGGAGGAUGGAAAGAUGGCAUCUCCGAAGCCGUUGUCUCUCCACACACUGCCUCGCUCCACAGAGACAGCAGAAUUGGCGAUCGAUGUGAAAUGGAAGUGAGGGAGAGAUCGGCGGAGCGCAGACGUCCAGAAACAAACGGGAGAGCGUCUCGCGCUUUGGACGCGGCACCAAGCGAAUCUUUUGUGGCGUUUUUCAAGGCGUCGCGACGGCUUCCCGCAUCCGCACAUCCCCGGCAGCCUGCCCCACAGCCGGCGCGUUAACGGAGCCGUCAGCAUUACAAGGACAAGAGACUUAAACCAGAGGCGUGGGAAGUGAAUUCAGGAAGAAAAGAGGCCGGGAACGAUUUUGCGCAGUCCUCCACACGGAGGGGAGAGGAGAAAGAUGAGUGAGCAGAGUAUUUGCCAGGCCCGUGCCUCUGUGAUGGUCUAUGAUGACACCAGCAAGAAGUGGGUGCCCAUCAAACCAGGCCAGCAAGGCUUCAGUCGCAUCAACAUCUACCACAACACUACCAACAACACCUUCCGUGUGGUGGGGGUCAAAUUGCAGGAUCAGCAGGUUGUCAUUAACUACUCUAUUGUAAAGGGGCUAAAGUAUAAUCAGGCCACUCCUACAUUUCACCAAUGGCGUGAUGCCAGGCAGGUGUAUGGACUCAACUUUGCCAGUAAGGAAGAGGCCACCACCUUCUCCAACGCCAUGCUGUUUGCCCUCAACGUGCUCAGCACCCAGGAUGGAGGUCCAGCAGUUCAGCGGCAUGUACAGAAUGGCCCCACAGCAGAAGAACUGGAGGUGCAGAGAAGGCAGAUGGAGAUACAGCAACAGCAGCAGCAGCAAAUGCAGGCGCAUAUUGAGAGAGAGCGACGCUCAUCCAACUCAGGCUCCCCAUUUCAGGGACAUCCCGCAGUGCUCUCGGUGGCACCUCCAAGUAUUGUGCCACCUGUCAUGUCAAUUGGAGGCCCAUGCCCGCCUCCACCUCCUCCUCCUGCACCUCCUGGGCUUCCGCCUCCAACAGCAGGAGCCCCUCCUCCUCCUCCACCUCCCUUACCUCUGGGUGGAGGUGGGUAUGGAGGUCAUCAUCAUCACCACGAGGAUGCACACGCACCAACAGGCCUCGCCGCCAUGAUCGCUGGGGCCAAACUGCGCCGAGUGCAGAGGUCUGACGAGAGCUCAGGAGCCAAAAACGAUGCCAAUCGGACGAGCGGAGGAAGUGGAGGCCUGAUGGAGGAGAUGAAUGCCCUGCUGGCACGACGACGAAAAGCAGCAAGCCAGUCAGAGAAAGACGGAGACUGCCAAAAUGAUGAUGCAAAUUCCUCUCCAAUGUCUAGAGGACAGAACGCAGAUGGUGCAAAGAAGCCGUGGGAUCGAGCCAACUCCGCAGAGAGAUCAUCACUGGUAUCAAGAGUUCGACCCGUGGGCAGUAGCACUGACACAGACGCCUUAGACUUGGAUAGAAUGAAACAAGAAAUCUUGGAAGAAGUUGUUCGUGAAUUGCACAAAGUGAAAGAUGAAAUCAUUGAUGCCAUUAGACAUGAACUUAGUAGAAUUAGCACGACAUAAUCUCCCAGCCUCAUGUGACCCCUCUUUUACGAGCCCUGACCCCUGGCAGGAACUGCUGUAGCUGAAGAGGGGAUGACACCCAGCAACGUUACCGCCAUGUUAAAGCAAAUGGAUCAGUUUGCUUUAAUAUGUAGUCUACAUUGUGGUACUCCUCAGAUAUAAAAACAGAUGGAAGACACUUGCACUGACCUCUCUGUUUUCUGGUUUAAAUUUAUAUUGACCUUUUUACGUCUUUAAUGUCUUUAUAGGAAUUUGUUCUAGAUUUUUCCCCCUUUUUGGAUUGCUUUUGUUAUUAUUAUUAUUAUUAUUAUUAUUAUUAUUAUUACUAUUAUUGGUAGCAGUGUUUAUUUGGGUGGUAGUACGUAUUUAUUCAGUGAUUUAAUAAUAAUAAUAAUAAUAAUAAUACACUGAACAUUGCCCAUGUCUACAUUUUAUAUUGUUUGACUUUUAUUUUCCUUUGUUUGUGUUAAAAAUAUUUGUUUCUCACCAUGAUUUUGUAAGAGUAUUUUUUAACUCCUUUUGGCAACACAGAUGUGUAACCACUGACAGGAAGGUGGAACAUGACACUGAGGGACAGGAGACAAACUUUCUUUUUGGAUAUUGCGAUCUUACAGCAAAAAAAAAAAACAAAAACAAAACAAACAAACAAAAAAAAACACACUACACCAGAGUAUUUGUGACCAUGUUGUUAAUAAAAAUGUUUAUUGCCUAAAAGGGUACAGUGAUAUAUUGUUUGUUUUGAAUUUCCCCUUUUUUGACUACGUGCUUUCAAGUACAUGAAAUAAAGUUGUGAACAUGUCUUGCAUAAAUUAGGUGAUAUGAUUAAUUUGUGAGAGAUUUGUACAGGAAUCCACUUCAAGCGCGCCCUCUAGAGGACAUAACCCUGUUAGCACAAUUCCGUUUUA